AUGCCUGAAAAGAAAAAUCAAAUGGAAGACUUAAUACAAGGACAAAGAGAUUUACAUGGGAGGAUCUCACGCGUGGUGGAAAAUCUCCGGAAGCUGGGGCAAGCCAACAUCACCGCUGGCGCCGUUCAAUCCCGUUUGGCCAGCCUCGAGAGCUGUUGGAACAAGUUCGAAGAGCAGGACAAAACUCUUCGUACGGUUCACCGGGAAGCUGUGAGCGGUACCUCUUACCUGACGGAAGAUUUCUUUAGCCUCGUGGAAGAGGCAUACCUCAAUCAGAAGGGGACAUUACUCGACUGUUCCACUCGACUUUCUCGCACUCCACAAGCCGAACCGAGAGCGGAUCCGUCAGCAUCACGAACCACGCUACCUAGAAUACAGCUGCCAGAAUUCACGGGGAGGUAUGAAGACUGGCCCGCCUUUCGAGACUUGUUUCAGUCCCUCAUCGGCAAGGACAGCAGUCUAAGCGAGGUAGAGCGACUUCAUUACCUCAAGGUAAGCCUGAAAGAAGAUGCAGAGGCGUUAAUUAAAAACUUGCCUACAACGGCGGAAAAUUAUCGACGCGCGUGGAAAAUCUUGUGCGAACAGUUCGAGAACAAAAGACUACUAGUGCGAUCUUGUUUAACUAAAUUUACCGCGUUGCAAAAAAUGAAAUCUGAAACGGCUACUGAAUUGCGGAAAGUACUAAACGGCGCGUCCACAACUGCCGGCGCGCUGGAGAGCAUCGGUCGUCCGAUAUCGAGCAGCGAGGACCUUUUCGUUUUUUUUGUAGUGGAGCGGCUCGACGCUCGCACUCGCCGAGAAUGGGAAAACUCUAUCAGCGAGUCGACCAAUCCCCCGACUUAUGAAACUCUUAAGCGCUUCCUCGAUCGCCGGCUCCAAACGUUGGAAGCAAUUCAGCCGGGAAGAUCAGAGACGCCUGCGAAUAAAUCUACGGAAACGGGAAAUAAAGCCUCGCGAUCUCAUCAUGUGCAAAAACGAGAGCCCGGUUUCUCGCGAUGCGGAAUCUGUAAGAAGGAGCAUGCUCUGAUGUUGUGCGAUGUAUACAAGGGCAAACCCGCUCGGGAACGAAAACAGUACGUCGACAGUAACUCCCUUUGUGAGAACUGCCUCGGACGACACAAGGUCAACGAUUGCCCGUCCAAAAGACUGUGUUCGGUGUGCGCCGAAAAACAUCACACUUCACUGCACGAUGCUUUCCGAAAAACUCCGACGGAGCCCGAGACCGCUAAGACCGAGAGUGUGACAACCGCGCAUGUUGCGCGAAACUCUCCGCGUACUCAACCGUCGGUACUUCUUGCUACCGCUCGAGUUCAAAUACUUGAUCGCUACGGGAGAUCAAUCAACGCGCGGGUUUUAAUCGAUCAGGGUUCGGAAGCGACGAUCAUAACGGAAAAUCUCGCUCAAAGACUAAAACUUCCACGAAGACAGACUUCAGUCGCAGUGUUCGGAGUGGGAGGCGACCAGACGGGAGUCGCGAGGGGCAGUGUCGUUUUGAAGAUCUCACCGCGCUCGGGGGGAGAAUCAGUGACGUCACACGCGAUCAUAUUGCCGCGGCUCACCGAAUAUUCGAGUGUUUCAGACGCACCGUUUGAUGAAUGGCCUCAUAUUCAAGGACUCGAGCUCGCAGAUCCGGACCUCACAUCGACUGACCCGAUCGACGUCUUGCUUGGCGCGGACGUCUACUCAUCAAUAGUGCUCGAGGGAUUACGCAAGGGGACCCGCUUGCAACCCGUUGCACAGAAGACCAUUUUUGGAUGGAUCCUACUGGGUCAAUUCAAGCCAGCUGAGGAGGAUCAAAGGGUGUCGAGUCACCAGUGCUUACUCGGCGAAUCCCUCUCUAACCUCGUCAGGAAAUUUUGGGAGCAGGAGGAGCUUCCGAUUUCACCCACACCUCUCACGCUCGAAGAACAGGAGUGCCAAGAAUGGUUCACCCGAACACAUCAACGAACUCCCGACGGUCGCUAUGUCGUUCGCUUGCCUGUACGCUCGACCCUGCCGGACCUAUCGGAGACUCGUACCGCGGCGAUCCAUUCUCUUCUCCGCACCGAAAAGCGCUUCCUGAGAGACACUGAGUUCAGAGAACUCUACACGGACUUCAUGAGCACAUAUGAGGACUUAAAUCAUAUGUCAAGAAUUACGACAACGUCUCACCUGCCAGCAAGGGUCUGCUACCUCCCGCAUCACGGAGUGUUCCGAGCCGCAAGCACCUCGACGCGCCUCCGAGUAGUCUUCAAUGGAUCUUGGACCGUCUCCUCGGGCACAUCGCUCAAUGAACACCUCCAUGUCGGACCUAACUUGCUGCCAGCCCUAGCCGACAGAAUUCUUCGUUGGCGAUGGCAUACUUAUGCGAUGGCAGCCGAUAUUGAGAAAAUGUAUCGGCAGAUACUUGUUCACGAGGAAGAUCGGGACCUGCAGAGGAUCGUAUGGAGAAAGGAUCCGGACGGCGAAAUACUGGACUUAAGGCUCAACACCGUUACCUAUGGUCAAGCUUGCGCACCAUUCCUCGCUCUCAGUUCCCUUCGUCAGCUUGCGAGCGAUGAGCAGGUCCGCUUCCCGGAGGGUGUCUCUGUAGUGCUCGAGGACUCCUACAUGGACGAAUUCUACUUCGGGGCCGAUACGAAAGCGGAAGCCCUGGAAAAGCAGAAACAGUUAGGAGGUCUUUGCAAGGCGGGCGGCUUCCCCCUGAAGAAGUGGACAGCCAACUCUACCGAACUACUCGAGAACAUACCCGAGGACGAUCGCUUGCCACGCCAGUCUCGCGCCUGUACAGACGAGCGGAUCACUCAUUCUGCGCUGGGACUUCUUUGGGAUCCGCUGGGGGACUGCUUCUCUUUUGCCGUCAAACCACCGGCGGAGGGUGCCGUGACGAAGCGCUCAAUUCUAUCCCAGACUGCCCAGCUCUUUGAUCCACUCGGCUGGCUCACUCCAACGAUCGUUCUAGCGAAGAUCUUCAUCCAGUCCGCGUGGCUAUUGGGCCUUGACUGGGAUGAACCUUUACCGGAAAACGAAGUUGCUCGAUGGAUUAAAUUCAAGGCGGAGCUGCCGGUGCUCUUAAACAUAAGAGUCCCAAGAGCGCUAGCCAAGGGAACAACAAAUUACCUGAGGACGGUGCACGGCUUCGCUGAUGCGUCAGAGCGCGCGUACGCUGCAGUGCUCUAUCUGAGAGCUGAAGGCGAGGACGGCGAGAUCAAGGUAACACUGAUCACUGCGAAAAGUAAAGUUGCUCCUCUUAAGCAGGUGACCUUGGCGAGACUGGAACUCAGCGCGGCGGAGCUCUUGGCGAGACUCGCGAGACACUCGGUGGACGUUCUACGCCUGCAGGAUCUACCGCUGCACCUAUGGACGGAUUCAAAGGUAGCUCUCGGUUGGAUUCAAGGACAUCCAUCGCGGUGGAAGACUUACGUGGCCAAUCGAGUCGCCGAAAUUCAGCGCUUAGUGCCAGAAGCCCAAUGGAAACACCUCCCUGGACGUUGCAACCCUGCGGACUGUGCAUCUAGAGGUCUGUUUCCCAGUGAGCUAGUCAACCACGAACUAUGGUGGCACGGUCCGAGCCUCUUGCAUGAAGGAGCAAACUCGGCAGCAGUGGAACAGAUCGAAGCGCCCGACGAGUGCCAAACAGAGCAGCGAGCGCACACGUUGACCACAUCCACUGGCGAACCCCCCGAGGAACAUCCAAUGCUAUCACAGUACUCGACACUCCAUAAACUCCUGCGAGUCACUGCCUGGUGUCGACGAUGGUUACUUCGAGAGCACCAGUCGAAUGAAAACGGCCGCCGAGAUCCAGGAGAGGCGCACCGUCGUCCCUUAUCCGCCACGGAGAUCGACGACGCAGAAAAAUUGUGGAUUCGCCAUGUUCAAGCUAUUCACUACAAAAGGGAACUAUCUUUAAUUGCCGUAGAUUCCAAGGUUGACUGCAAGGGAUCACUUACCAAGCUCUCCCCGCUGCUGGACAAAGAAGGAAUGCUGAGAGUGGGAGGCCGCCUACGACAUGCAACCCUCUCCUUCGACGAGAAGCACCCAAUUAUUUUGCCUCCUCUAUCGGCUCUCACCAAGUUAAUUAUUGAAGCCUGUCACAGGAGAGCACUGCACGGAGGGGCGCAACUGACACUCGGUAUCGUACGCCAGCGUUACUGGAUACCACGUGGACGCAACCUGACGAAACAAUGCAUCCGUCGCUGUAUCACUUGUGUGCGAUGGCGGGCGGCAUUGGCCGAACAGAAGAUGGCCGAUCUGCCUCGACCACGAGUAACUCCAGCGAGGCCGUUCCAAUACACAGGCGUCGAUUAUGCAGGACCGAUAUUUCUGAGGACAGCGCCCGGACGGGGCCACAAGGCGAUCAAGGGCUUUUUGGUGGUCUUCGUCUGCCUAAGCACGCGGGCGGUACACCUCGAUGUGGCCUCUGAUUACUCCUCACAAGCUUUCAUUGCCGCCUUUAAACGAUUCGUCUCUCGACGAGGAAUGUGCACUGAACUUUUUAGUGAUUGCGGAACUAAUUUUGUAGGUGCCGAUGCAGAACUCCGCAAACUCUUUUCCGCUAGCACGAAGGAAGGACGAUCCAUCGCAGAGGAGAUGGCCAACAACAGAGUACGAUGGCGAUUCAAUCCCCCUGGAGCUCCACACUUCGGCGGUCUGUGGGAGGCAGUGGUUAAAUCAGCCAAGCACCACCUGCGAAGGGUCCUCGGCGAUGCCACACUUACCUACGAAGAAAUGACCACUUUACUCACUCAGAUAGAGGCAUGCCUCAACUCCCGUCCGUUGAGCCCGCUCACGGAUGAUCCGGAGGACUGUGCUGCGCUCACACCGGGGCAUCUCCUUGUAGGGACGGCUCUCACAGCUGUGCCUGAGCCCUCUCUGCUAGAUGUGCCUGCAGGCCGGCUCUCGCGUUGGCAGCUCCUGCAGCAAAUGCGCGAUCAAUUCUGGUCGCGGUGGCAGACCGAAUACCUUAGGGGCUUAACCCAGCGAUCGAAGUGGAAGGAGGCGACGGCGUACCAACCUGGACAGAUGUGCCUGAUGCUGAACGAGAAUACGUCCCCGGCGAAGUGGCCACUCGCGCGUAUAACUGCCGUCCACCCGGGUGACGACGGGCUCGUUCGGGUCGUCUCAAUUAAAACAGCCACGUCGGAAUUCAAACGCCCCAUCGCGAAGCUCGUAUUACUCCCUAUCCAAGCUCGCGAGAAAGAUAAUUCCCAUUAA
Messenger RNA from Temnothorax curvispinosus, 5193 nucleotides. RefSeq lists its product as uncharacterized. The transcript has a single exon. The record is from RefSeq and is a predicted model, not a curated record. Bases 1 to 5193 code for a protein of 1730 amino acids. Gene Ontology annotation, biological process: DNA integration; proteolysis. Lineage: Eukaryota; Metazoa; Arthropoda; Insecta; Hymenoptera; Formicidae. Gene Ontology annotation, molecular function: nucleic acid binding; aspartic-type endopeptidase activity.